Penicillium canescens is the source of this 1536-nucleotide messenger RNA. RefSeq lists its product as uncharacterized. Gene Ontology annotation, cellular component: membrane. The transcript has 12 exons. Gene Ontology annotation, biological process: transmembrane transport. The record is from RefSeq and is a predicted model, not a curated record. Gene Ontology annotation, molecular function: transmembrane transporter activity. Lineage: Eukaryota; Fungi; Ascomycota; Eurotiomycetes; Eurotiales; Aspergillaceae. Bases 1 to 1536 code for a protein of 511 amino acids.
AUGGUUGCAUGGGGGCUCGUCAUGACUUUGACUGGAAUUGUGCAGAAUUAUUCUGGUUUGUUAGCUGCUCGGUUUUUUCUUGGAGUGACAGAAGCGGGACUUUUCCCUGGUCUGGCUUUUUACGUUUCCCUAUGGUAUCCUCGGAAGAACUCGCAGUUCAGACUAGCACUCAUCUUCGCAUCUGCUUCUAUGGCCGGUGCAUUUUCCGGUCUAUUGGCCUAUCUCAUCAGUAAGAUGGAUGGUGUUGGUGGACUAGAAGGCUGGCGAUGGAUUUUCAUCCUGGAAGGCCUGUUGACCGUGGUUGUUGCGGUCUUUUCUUUCUUCCUUGUUUGGGAUGAACCUGCAACUGCGACUUUCCUCUCGGAGCAUGAGAAGAGGGUCUUGCUGGAUGCUUUGAACUAUACCCAGACUGAGACGUCGACAGCACCUCAGCUUGGAAAUAAGCACUCAUUCAAAUGGAAACAUUUUGUAGAUGCGCUUCUCGAUUGGCAGACAUGGUUCCAUUGCCUCGGGUACUGGGGAAUGGCCUGCUCUGUAUAUGCACUAUCCCUAUUCCUACCAACAAUCAUCAAAGGUCUCGGCUACUCAGCUGCCCUGGCCCAACUCCUAACAAUCCCCGUCUACGCAGCAGCGACAGUAUCCUGCAUCCUAGUCGGCUACUACUCCGACAGAACCGGUCAAAGAAGCUUCUUCACAUUCGCCUGCUACACCGCUGUCUUCGUGGGAUUCCUUAUCGCCGUCGCUCCAGCACGCUUUAUUCCCGGUCUGACAUAUGCGGGCUGUUUCAUUGCCGCGUGUGGCAUGUACCCGGCUAUCCCCGGUCUUCUGACCUUGUCCUCGAAUAAUUGGGCACCGGAUACUAAGCGUGCUGAACAUCUCAACGCUCUCAAAUAUCUCGUUCUCGAGUUGAUCGCUUUGCAUCGUCUUUCUCUUUGCGUUCGUGAAGUUUUCUACUCAUCUGCCCCACGUCAUACAUCUGCUACCCCACACCGCCCCUCCUACUCCACCGGAGCUCUCUUGAUCGCCAAGUCUUUGCACUCACCAACUUUCAAGUCCACCGUCAUGUUCGCAACCAAGCGCCUGGGCAAGGAGCUCAUGAAGAUGAAGGACCAUGUCCCGCCAGGAAUCGAGAUUGUCAAGAGUGACACUCUUGAGGAAUGGCAGAUGGACAUUAAGGUCCUCGAUGACAACCCUCUCUACUUCAACCAGACGUACCGACUGAAAUUCACUUUCAGCAACAAGUACCCCAUCGAACCCCCAGAGGUCCAGUUCAUUCAAUGUGACGCUUCUACCGGCCACCCCCGCACGAUUCCCAUGCAUCCCCACAUCUACAGCAACGGAAUCAUUUGCCUCGAUCUCCUCGGAACGGCCGGCUGGUCGCCAGUUCAGACUGUCGAAAGUGUCUGCAUGAGCCUCCAGAGCAUGCUGACUGCGAAUAACCGUGACGAGAGGCCACCCGGCGACCAGGAAUUCAUCACUCACAACCGCCGCCGUAUCCGCGACAUCAACUUCGUCUAUGAGGACGACAACGUAUGA